Messenger RNA from Hyposmocoma kahamanoa, 911 nucleotides. RefSeq names its product CD63 antigen-like. Gene Ontology annotation, cellular component: membrane. The transcript is spliced from 5 exons. The record is from RefSeq and is a predicted model, not a curated record. The coding region runs from base 79 to 732 and encodes 217 amino acids. Lineage: Eukaryota; Metazoa; Arthropoda; Insecta; Lepidoptera; Cosmopterigidae.
UAUCGCCAUUGGUGGACCUGUAAUAGGGAACGGACAUUUUUUAGUUUUUCUACUUUUAGAUUUAAAAAAGCACUUAAGAUGGGUUGCGGUGAAUUUUUGGUGAAAUACAUCUUGUUCUUUGCGAACUUGUUCUUCGCGUUGGCAGGUCUCACCCUUCUGGGACUCGGCAUAGCGGCACAAGUAAAAGCGGUAGACCUAACUGAACUGGGCCUCACUCUAGCGCCCGUCAGCUCCAUAGUGUUGGGCAGUCUCGUCUUCUUUGUAGCUUUCUUCGGAUGCUGUGGAGCUAUAAGGGAAAACAACUGCAUGUUGGUUACCUACUCCAUCUUCAUGUUGAUCCUGAUGAUCUUGAAAAUCACCUUAGCCACUUUGAUCUUCGUGAACCUGGAUGGCGUGCUCAACCAGAUCCCACAGUUCUUAAAAGACAGUUUUAAUAAGGAUCCACAAGCAUUCCAUGAUCUUGAAAGCUCGUUGAAAUGUUGCGGUCCAGCCGGAUAUAUAUCCUACAUGCCAGCCGCAUUCCUGCCCGAUUCCUGCUGCGCUAGCACGCCUUGCGUCCCGAUAAAUGCCUACAGUGGAUGUGACAUUGUGAUCAAGGAUUUCUUGAACACGUUCAGCUUAGUCAUUGGUUCUAUUGCCAUUGCUAUUGCUGCUGUCGAGCUGGUAGCCGUGAUCUUCGGUCUGUGCCUUGCCAGUCACAUUCGCAACAAAGCCAGAAGAGGCACAUACUGAAAAACUACUUUUAUGCUCCAUCAUAGACAAUUUAUCUGUACAGGACUAUGAAUGUGCCCUAGUAAUUAAUAUAAACAUUGGAUUUAACAAUUGAUAAUACAAUUAUUUUUGUUUCGGACAUGAAUAAAGUCUAACAAAAAACCAUUUUCAUGUUACAAUCUAUUGACGUUAAGAACAUA